Messenger RNA from Oncorhynchus tshawytscha (Chinook salmon), 1903 nucleotides. RefSeq names its product heme-binding protein 1. The transcript is spliced from 5 exons. The record is from RefSeq and is a predicted model, not a curated record. NCBI's taxonomy places the organism in Eukaryota, Metazoa, Chordata, Actinopteri, Salmoniformes, Salmonidae. Bases 353 to 1174 code for a protein of 273 amino acids.
CCCAUUGUAUGCCAUGUGACCAGAGAGAGCCUUGAAAUUAAAAAACAAGUCAUCACCGCACGGGGAAAGAGACAUUCGAAGUUGCUUUAUGUGCACAAGAACCCGGUGGUUUUACUAACUAUAUUAUACUUUGUACAUCAGUCGUACGUAUUUGACAGGCACUGUCGACCUAAUGCCGUGGUUGUCAUGAUUCCUUCGUUUCGUUUGUAAAGUUUUCUGGACUUGCUGGCCAGCUAUCAAGCUCACUUGGUCGGCAACAUUGUAGCCUGCUGUUAUAGCUUCAACAAUCUUCCCCCCGCUGGAGAUCUGCGACUGUUGCAAGUCGGUUUUGGGCACUUCUGUCAAAAUAACCAUGAAUGGAGGAGGCUGUCACAUGAGUGGCGAAGGAGGUGACAGUCGCGGGGGUGAAUCUGGAUCAAGACCCACUAUCACGCUAGAGGACUUGGAUGCCUUCAACGAGGAUGACUUCGAUUCAGACCUCUGCAGAAGCGGGGGGGCGGAUGGGGUAAACGAUGCUAUGGAAGAAGAGGGUCAGGAUCGCCUGUUAAACUACUGGCAGGACAUUGGCAGAGAGCAUCAUGUUCAAAUUCCCCAGGACAUGGCCCAGCCCAUCCAACAGCUCACCUCAGACACAGAGAGCACGACGGACAGGGAGAAAGUCCCCUUCACACUGAUCACAUGCAAAGAGAAUUAUGAGAAGAGAGUCUACAACCAGGCCAGCUGGGCGUGUAUCACGGUGCGAGAGGACACGUACGAGCAGAGCAUCUGUGCCGGCUUCAUGAAGCUCAUGAGAUAUAUCUGCCAGCAGAAUACCUCCGGUAACUACCUGGGUAUGACCCUUCCCAUUGUGACAGUGGUGAGGACUGAUGACUCCCACUCCAGCCUAUCCAGAGAUGUGACGGUGGCCUACUACUUACCAUCCCAACACCAGGACCAACCCCCCACGCCCUUUGAUCCUGACAUCACCAUGGAGACAUGGCCUGCCACCGUAAUCUACAGCAGGUCGUUCAGUGGACCCACUACUGAGACCUCUAUCCUAGGGGAGAUCCAUGCUCUGGGCGAGGUGCUGGACUCUCCACAGCUGUGUGUGAGUGAGUCCUUCAUCGUGGCCGGCUAUACCAGCCCCGCAGCCGCACACCGACACAACGAAGUCUGGUUCCUGGAGCGCUGCUGAAGUGGCUAUGUAGCACUACAUUAUUAACAAAGUAAACAAAUGAUAAACACUCAUUAUAGCGAACCAAAUCGAAAGCCUCACACAAACCAAAAAUAGCAGAAUUUCAUAAAAUUGGGUACAGUUUACGUCAAGGAAACGAGUACACCAGUAUGCUUCAUUUUUAAAAUAUAUUUUAAUUGGGCUGUGGUCUCAGGCAGAUGAUAUAUAAUACAGUUUUUUACGAUCACUUUGGCACAAUUUCAGAACCAAAACUCAAAACGGUCUUCACUUGUAUCACAGGCUGUCCCAUGUUCAAAACAUUGCAUUGUGCAUUCAUAUAUUUAAUGAAAUCUUGCACUUGCAAAAUCAUUAUUUCAAAUAACAAAUUUAUCAUGAAAUACCAUAGGAACAUUAAUUUAGAUCACCCACACACAAGAUCGAGUUUCACUAUGUAGUUGGUCGUACAAACAUUAUAUAUUGUAGUACAAAAUAUGUGAUACAUGUAGUACCAUAAUGAAACAUGUAAGUACAUCACUAAAAUAACUAGUAGAGUGAAUACUAGACACAGUGGAAUCAUUGAACAAAAUGAGACAUUUAUUGAUGAAAUACAAUAGUCACAACAGGUUUCUUUGAAUCAAAGCAUAAAUAAUUAGCUCCAAAAAAAUUAAGAAACUACAGUAAAACAUCAACUGCAGUGUUCCUCACCUGGCUUACUGUAAAAAGCUAAACAAAGGAUUGAUUACUGUACUU